AUGAGUUCGAUAUCGAAUUGUACAUUAACAUCUGAACAGUAUCAGGGAUUAAUUCAUUUCUAUAGACGUCAUAUGAAUACUCAAAAUUUUCUAUUAUUUAACGCAAAAGUAUGUCAUUAUUUAAUUGAAUCAAAUUGUCAUGAAAUUCAAUUACCAACAGCGACAAAUAUUAUAACAAAUAAUACAUCAUCAUUUAAUUCAUCAUCUUAUUCAAAUUAUCAUGAAAGUUUUUUAAUUCGUUAUAUUCAAACAUUGACUCGUGAUGAAUGUGAAUUAUACACAAAACAAUUUCGUCGUAAAUUAACAUUAUUUCUUCUAGGUUUAAUAUUAUCAAUAUUAGUUAUUAUAUUAAAUUCUAUUGUAACAAUAACAAUAUUUUAUUCUCAAAAAUUACGUUCAUUUAUUACAAACAUAUUUUUAUUAAAUUUAUCUAUUGCUGAUACUCUUAGUGGAUGUUCAUUUUUAUAUCCAAAUAUUAUGAAUAUAUUAGUUGAAUAUUCAAUUGUAAAAUAUAAUUCUCAAUUAUUUUUAAAAUUAAAUAUUAUACGUAAUAAUUAUUUUAUAUGUUUAAUUGCCUAUGCGUUUAUUAUGUCCGGUAUGUUAAUGUCUAUAAGUAUUUUAUUAUCGAUAUCAAUUGAUAAAUAUAUUUAUAUAUUUAAACCCUAUAAAUAUCCAAAAAUUGUUACGAAAAAACGUUGUCUCAUAUGGAUUUUAUCAUUAUGGUUAAUGGCCAUUGUUAUUGGUACAUUACCACUAUUUGGAUGGAAUAAAAUGAAACGUUGUAAAUCAGCUCAAUCAUGUUCAAAUUCAAAUAAUGUAUGUUUAAUUGAUCGUGUAUUUACAACUGAUUAUUGUUCAUUAUUUGCUACAUGUAGUCUUGUAGCAGCUAUUGUUAUACUUUAUAUUUACGUGAGAAUAUUUUUUAUAGCCAGAGAUCAUGUACUAAGAAUUGAACAAAUAAGAGAUUCUAUAAAUUAUGAAAAAUUUAAAUUAGUUUCUACUGAUAUUGAACAUAAUAAUAAUGAGAGAAUGAAACGAUUUGAUUCAACAACAACUACAACAACAACAUCAUCCUCAAAUGUUAGUAGAAAUUCAUCAAAUAAUUCAAAUAAAAUUUGUUGUACACCUGCUGCUAUGUCAAAAAUAAAUAAAGAACAAAUUACCACACGUAAUCGUAUACAUUUACGUUCACCAAAACAAUCAAUAACAGCUAUAAAUAAUGAAAAAUCAAAAAGAAAAUGGUUUCAAUUUUCAUUUGAUCCAUUUAAUCGUUCAAAUUCUAAUCGUCAAUUAUCUCAUGUAAAACGUGUUGGUCUAUUAGUGAAUGUUCGUCGAUGUCUUCGUGCAUUACGUACACUACUUGUAUUAUUAGUUGGCUUUUAUUGUUGUUGGCUUCCGUUACUUAUUUAUUUACUCUCUCAUACAACAAUGGGUUUUUCAAAUAAUUUUGCUAUUCAUGUUUUAAUUUUAAUAGCAAAUGUCAAUUCACUUGUUAAUCCAUUUAUCUAUGCUUAUCGUUCAAAACAAUUUCGUAUUGCAUUUUGGAAUGGUACAUUUGGAAAAUGUUUAAAACAAUCAAUACCAUCAUCAAAAAGAUCAACACAAAAAAAUUAUAAUUAA
This is a messenger RNA of Didymodactylos carnosus, 1620 nucleotides long. Lineage: Eukaryota; Metazoa; Rotifera; Eurotatoria; Philodinida; Philodinidae. The record is from the annotation of a GenBank genome assembly.